This is a messenger RNA of Fonsecaea erecta, 1683 nucleotides long. RefSeq lists its product as hypothetical. Gene Ontology annotation, biological process: transmembrane transport. Bases 1 to 1683 code for a protein of 560 amino acids. The record is from RefSeq and is a predicted model, not a curated record. The transcript has 2 exons. NCBI's taxonomy places the organism in Eukaryota, Fungi, Ascomycota, Eurotiomycetes, Chaetothyriales, Herpotrichiellaceae. Gene Ontology annotation, molecular function: transmembrane transporter activity.
AUGGACACAAAGGAAGUCCAAGAGGUCGACAUCAUCGGUCCAGCCCAGCGAAUGCAAAAUCUGUCAAUCGACGAUGUACCUAUCGAACCUCUCUCUGAACUGGCCGAGCCGACUGAGCAGGUGCAGCCUCGCAGUAAAUUUCGCCUCACCAUGAUUCUGAUUGCUCUCUACCUGUCACUGUUCGUGGCUGCCCUUGACGCCACCAUUGUCGCUACUGCCGUUCCCAAAAUCACCGCCGAGCUUCAUUCGGCAGCCGGGUACAUCUGGAUUGGCGGUGCCUAUCUCAUAGCCAAUGCUGCAGCUGCUCCCAUCUGGGUCAAAUUCUCCGACAUCUGGGGUCGCAAGCCCAUCUUCCUCGUCGCUGUGGUGGUCUUCUUCGCCAGUUCUGUCGUAUGUGCAGCCGCCGUCGACAUGCAGAUGCUUAUUGUGGGCCGCAGCAUCCAGGGUGCCGCCGGAGGUGGUCUCAUCUGCAUGGUCAAUGUCGGUAUCUCCGAUCUCUUCAGUGUCCGCGAGAGGAGCUUGUGGCUCGGCCUGUGUGAAGGAAUCUGGGCUCUCAGCGGAGCCGUGGGUCCUCUCUUGGGAGGUGCCUUUGCCCAAAAGGCCAGCUGGCGAUGGUGCUUUUACUGCAACUUACCCAUCGCUGGUACAGCUUUCCUUCUGCUGUUGCCAUUUCUCAACGUCCACAACCCUCGAACACCAGUCCUAGAUGGUGUCAAAGCCAUUGAUUGGUUCGGCUGCGUCUCAAUUGUUGGUGUAACGGUGAUGCUGCUCUUGGGACUUGACCUAGGUGGAUCUGUGUACCCUUGGGGCUCAGCCAAAGUCAUCUGCCUCAUUGUAUUCGGCGCCCUGAUGGUCCUUGUCUUCAUCUACAGCGAAAAAAAGCUGGCGAAGUACCCUGUGAUCCCGCUGUCCCUUUUCGGAACGAGGAACAUUGCAACUAUGCUGGUGACUUUCUGUCAUGGAAUGGUCUUUAUUGCCGCCGAAUAUUACUUGCCCUUAUAUUUCCAAAGUGUCCAAGAAGCUUCACCUCUUCGAUCAGGGGUGCUUCUCGUUCCGCUUAUCGUCGCCACGGCAGGCACCGGAGUCAUCAAUGGCGUGAUUAUACAUCGUACAGGCCAGUACCGACCGUCCAUGUGGGUUGGAACUAUCCUGAUGACCCUGGGAACCGGACUCUUCGUCUUAAUGAAUGCGCACACCUCGACGGGCACCAUCAUCGGAUUUGAGAUCGUCGAAGGUGUUGGUUCGGGAUUGCUAUUUGAGCCUCCCCUCAUCGCAAUUCAACAAGGUGUUCACCAGGACGAUGUUGGCACUGCGACGUCGACACAAGCCUUCAUUAGAAGCCUGGCACUGUCGUUGGGCGUCAUUAUAGGCGGCAUCGUGUUUCAGCAGAGCAUGGAUCUUCGGCGCUCAUCAUUACAACAAAUCGGCUUGCCGCCGUCGGUCUUGGAACAACUGUCGGGCAAAAACGCAGGCGCCAACGUCAUGGUGGCACACACCCUUCCGCCCGCCCAAGAACUUGCAGUCAAGGAAGCGUUCGCUUGGAGCAUCAGAAACAUGUUCAUCAUGUUCACGGUUCUGGGCGCUUUCGGUGUUCUUGCGAGCUUGUUUGUUGUGAAGACAAAGCUGUCGAAAGAACACAAGGAGACAAUUACUGGUCUCAAGAAAGAAGAACCUACGCUUUAA